Diorhabda sublineata is the source of this 3348-nucleotide messenger RNA. RefSeq lists its product as uncharacterized. NCBI's taxonomy places the organism in Eukaryota, Metazoa, Arthropoda, Insecta, Coleoptera, Chrysomelidae. The record is from RefSeq and is a predicted model, not a curated record. Bases 265 to 3186 code for a protein of 973 amino acids. The transcript has 11 exons.
GUGUACUGUUUUAACUGUUGUAGCUUAGUUGUCAGUACUGAAACAAAGUGCGCGGAGAAAGUACUACCUAUACCUAUCAUUGUCGGUACAACUGGUGACCGAUGUAAUUGAGGAUAUAGAUACGUGUAUACAGUGUAUUAAAUAGUGAAACGGAUUAUCAACUCGUCUUUUUCACACUCUGGAGGAAUUUCACUCUGGUUGUUCAACUUAAUAAUAAAAGAAAUAAAAUUUAGAAUAUGCGCCAACGAGGAUACGACUGGUGAUAUGGGAAAUAAUGGUAGCCAAAAUGUCACAAUAACUGAACCACAUUCGUUAGAUAAAUUGGUUCAUUCAUAUCCCAGGACACAGCCAUUGCAUUCAAAACAACAUUAUCAACAUAAAGUUUUACCGGAAAGAGACGCGCGUUUGAAACUCAGACCAACCGGUAAUGGAGAAAUUAUUCAAUCUGGUGGUACCAUCAGUGGAAGACAGUUUAGACUGACACGAGAGUUAAAGGACACUCUAAAUAGAAAUGUUUCGGAAAAUUGUAAAAGGUAUAGUUCUGAUGAAGAAAAAGACUGUUCACGAGAGAAAGAAAAUUCUCGAAAAACUGCUCGUCAUGGACAAAAAUUAUCUAAUAAUCAAUCUAGUCAACAGGGAAAUAUCACCAAAAAUUAUGAAGAUUGUAGUUCUAGCGAUGUAAAAGAUCUUUCUCGAAAAGUUUUCCUUCAUAGGGUCAAGCAAAAACAAUCUAAUAAUCUAUCUAGUCAGCAGAUUAAAUAUUUUGCUUCGGAACCUGAUUUAAGAUAUGCCUGUAAAAAUGUAAAUAACGAUUGUCAAGAUAGAAGAUUGAGAAAAAAGUACAAAGCACCUUCACCACCUAAACCCUCAAAGGGAAGUGACAAUUCACAAUCAAUUACAGAGAAUCUCCUUAAUCCUGGACUUCCGAUUAGAAAAGCUCGUUUGUUUAAAACUAGAGCCGAAACUAAAAAACAAUCUAGUCAGUUAAACGAAACUACUGAUGAUUAUCUAAAUAAUAAUCAUAAUACUGAUAACAUCACUAACAACGAUAAAGUGAGGGACAAGUUGAAAACGUUGAAUUUACCAGAGACAAAACUGAACUCAAAAGAAUUUGUCAAGGAACUAAAGGACGCAACUAGAAGAUUAAGACAUGUAGAGCUAGAAAAAGAAGAAUUAAAUAAUACAAGAACUAAGUUGAAUACUUUGGACCCUAAUGUACCUAUCAGUAAAGAUUUAACAAAGAAAUUGUUGUUAACAAUAGAAAAUCAUUCCAAUUCUAAAAACUCCUUUCCGCAAUGCAGUCGAGGUGAAGCUUCUGGUAAAGAAUCGACUACCCCAGAUAUGUCUCCAUCUCCCACUUCCAGAGGUAUAGCUGCAAAAGAUUGUUCAAAACAACUGUUUUAUUUCGGUAUGAACAAAAAUGUUACUAACGAAAAUCAACCCAAUAAUGGAAUGUACCAAAAUUUCACCAGCAAGAGUAACGAGGACAAUUCAUCUGAAUCAGAUUUAUCCAGCGACAUUGACUCUGAUGAAAAUGAUACUUUCAGAUCAGGAAUAGACCUUCAGUUACGUCCAAUACUGCCUAAAAAACAAUUGGAGAUUCCUAGAUUUUCCCCAUCAGCUGCCUGGAGACUUUUAUCAAUAAAUAAUGACAAUACAAAUGGUACUAUGAUAAGCGAUGAUGUACCGGUACUAUUGGAAGAUCACAUUGAAAAAUUUGCUAGACCGCCACCUCCUCUAGUAAAUGCCGGGCAAAGGUCUAGUAAUGAUAAAUCGGGAGAUUCGGGAAUAUCUGGAGACGCUCCAGACGCCGCAAAUCCAAUUUCUUACUGUUUUGACGAUAUCACAUCAGCUAAUGAUACAAAUAGGAUUAUAAACACAAAAAAGAUGUCAAUGAAAUAUUUGAACAAACCUGAAAGAGUAUCUUGGACUCCACAACAAGACUUAGGAGAUGAUACGAGCACUGAAGAAGAUGGAGUUAACGACAAAACGUUUCCUCAAAAAUCGAGAGCUUACUUAGGACCGCACACUUUCAGUUUAUCUCUUCCUAGAGAUAAUCGUUUGGCUGCUUAUAUGAUAGAAAAAAAUAGCGCACCCCAGUACAGUGGUAUGCAAAAAUUUAAAAAAUCAUUAUCAGGAGUAUUAGGCAGAAAAGUACUUUCCGAUUCAAGUUUUGCAGAAGAAAACAAUGCAAACUGGUUUUUUAGUAAAUCAGCUCCGAAUUCAUUAACACACACCUUUCAUUCGUUGGAAAGAUGUAGAAUGCAAGAUGCAGAAGACCUGCUUUAUCCCACAAAUGUGAAUGCAUCUUCUAGAUUGAUAUAUUUACCUGAAAUAGAUUUAGGAAACGAAAAACCUCGUAAUUUCAAUAACAAAUACUCAGUAUAUUCAAAAUCUUGUGACGAUAUUUCUUUAGAAGUUCAUAAUUAUUAUCCAGAGCCGCUCCAAGACCCGGCUCGUACUGAUGAAUCUUCGUGGAAAUUAGAAAAAAAACCAAAAAAAUAUACAUUCCAAAGCACUAUAAGGCAGAUUGAAAAGAAACGAUUAUCAGAUAAGUUAUCUAGAGAAGCAGAAAAAAGAGAAAGAAAACGACUUAGAGAAUUGGAAGCCAUGCAGAAAGUAGAGGAAGAAUUUCAGAAAAAAAGAGCAAGGGAAAAAGCAGACAUUAGAAAACAAUUGCGAUUAUUUUCAUUAGAUGAAAAUUCUGGUCGGCACAGUAUACCGCAUAAUUUUGAAAUUGACAAUAAAGAGCGUAGAUCUGAACCUGACGGUGCAUUCUCUUCGGUUUCAUCAUCAUCAAGCUCACCAAAACACAACGGUAGAACAAUAGAACACUCAAAAAUGUCUAAAUUCGAAAAUAAACCAUCAUCAGCAUUCACCAGAGAAUUAUCUGAAUAUAGACAACCACAACGAAAUUAUAAAGACUAUAAUAGUAAUAUAAAAUUUACUUCUGAUAAAGGAUAUAGUAGACAAACAACUAUUUAUCCUCAAGUUAAAUGUAAUAUGCCCAAAGCCAAAGGUCCUAAAACAAAAGAAGAUCAUAACUACAGAAAAGAAUUUGCAGCCGGAAUACGCAUACUGACUACAACCAGCACUCAUUCUGAAGAUUCACAAAAUUAUUCCACCAAAAGAAACAAGCUAACCGGAUCUAGGCGUAGUUACAAUAGACACCUAGUGUCUAGUUAAUUAUUGCAAAUGGAUAUAUUUGUCAAAUAAUCCAGGCAUUAUAGGGGGUUGACCUCGGAAAAUCGACACACCCAGUAUAUGACAACAUGAAAAUUUGGAUUUUGGCAUUCUUAAGGUAUUAUCAAAAUUCACGUAUAAUUCGAUGGUCGCAAGUUUCAAAGU